Messenger RNA from Pseudozyma flocculosa PF-1, 777 nucleotides. RefSeq lists its product as uncharacterized. Gene Ontology annotation, biological process: mRNA 3'-end processing. Gene Ontology annotation, molecular function: mRNA binding. The transcript is spliced from 5 exons. Bases 1 to 777 code for a protein of 258 amino acids. Gene Ontology annotation, cellular component: mRNA cleavage and polyadenylation specificity factor complex. NCBI's taxonomy places the organism in Eukaryota, Fungi, Basidiomycota, Ustilaginomycetes, Ustilaginales, Ustilaginaceae. The record is from RefSeq and is a predicted model, not a curated record.
AUGACAAACGCUCAGAGAGGGUCGCGCGUCGUGUUCGUGGGCAACAUCCCCUACGACAUGUCCGAGGAGCAGCUGGUCGAGGUCUUUUCCGAGGUCGGCAAGGUCGUCGGGUUCCGCCUGGUCAACGACCGCGACACGGGCAAGUUCAAGGGCUACGGCUUCUGCGAGUUCGAGGACCCGGAGACGGCGGCGUCGGCGGUGCGCAACCUCAACGAGGUCGACCCCGGAGGAGCGCCGCAGUGGGGCAACCGCGCCGGGCGCGACAAUGGAUACGGCGACCGGAUGCAGGACGGCGGCUUUGGCGGAGGAGGGCCGGGGGGCUUUGGCCAGCAGGGCGCUCCUCCUGCGGGCCCCGGUGGAGCGGUGCUGCCUCCCAACCUGCCGACCGGCGUGCCCCUGCCGCCGGGUGUCGGUGCCACGGAUGCCAUCACGCAGACGCUGGCCACGCUUCCGCCCAACCAACUCCUCGACAUCAUGGGCCAGAUGAAGGCCCUCACCGCCACGUCGCCCGACCAGGCCCGGGCUCUCCUGACGGGGCAUCCCCAGCUCGCCUACGCCCUGUUCCAGGCGAUGCUGAUGAUGAACGUCGUCGAUCCGGCCAUCCUCCAGAGGAUCCUCGCUGGCGGUCUGGGAGCGCUGGCGGGCCAGAACCUGGGCGAGGAGCAGCGGCAGCUGCUGAUGCAGGUGCUCCAGCUCACCCCGGACCAGAUCAACGCGCUGCCUCCGGAUCAAAAGGCCAGCAUCAUGCAGCUCAAGGCCCAGUUUGGCCAGGCCUGA